Messenger RNA from Rana temporaria (common frog), 1746 nucleotides. Its product is annotated as BPI fold-containing family B member 6-like. The record is from RefSeq and is a predicted model, not a curated record. Gene Ontology annotation, molecular function: lipid binding. The coding region runs from base 74 to 1456 and encodes 460 amino acids. The transcript has 15 exons. Lineage: Eukaryota; Metazoa; Chordata; Amphibia; Anura; Ranidae.
GUAGAUGCUUUUAUCUUCUUGAUUUACUAGAUCUGCUUACUACUGCCUGUGCUUAAUGCGUGAAGACUAGAACAUGGCUCCACUUUAUCAUCUAGUGUAUUUCCUGGCAUUUCUGGUUUCUUGUCAUUCCCUUGACUCUGGGGUCUUCCUACAACUCGAUGGCUGUGCUUUGGAAAACAUUGUGACAGGAGUACUUUCAAAUAAGGACUUCUUGAUCAAGAAAAUGUCAGAAUCUCCAGCAACCAAGAAAGCUCUUGGCAAAAAGGGUAAAAGUCCAGUCAAGGGGAUUACAAACAUUAAAGUAGAAAAAAUUGACUUCUCCAACAUCGAACUUGACUUUCUUCCUAAUCUUGGUGUCCAUAUGUUUGUGACAAACAAGAUAGAAAUUGGGGGAAAAAGUUUUCUGGGUGGAAGGACAGAGCUGAAAUUGGAAAUAAACAUUAUUACAAAUUCAACCCUAAAGAAGGAAAAUGUAACCUGCCCUACGUUACGAGUUUCAGAAUGCAGAGUGGAAGUACUUAAUGUCAAAGCCAAUCUACCAAAAGGAAUUUUGCCAAAUGUGAUGAAUAAUUUCUUAGAUAAAAACCUCAAAACUAUUUUGCCUAAUACAGCUUGUCCAGCAGUGGAUUACAUACUCACUGAAGUAAAUAAAAAGUUAUGCAUACAAGAGGUUGACUUGCCUAUUGAAAAUAUCGGAAACCUCCGCUAUUUACUAACUCCAGUACCUACAGUGACUGGAGAGCAUUUUGAGAUGGAAUUAAAUGUUACUUUGCUUAAAGGAGAGGAAGUUGUUGAUCCUCCAGAGAGAACCAACAAUCCCUUGGUUCUACCAUCCAAUCCACAAACCACAACACUAAUUUUGAAAGCCAGCUUUCUUGGAUAUUUUUUUACUCUUCUUCAGCAAGAAGGAUUAUUCAACUUCAAAACAACAGAAGAUGAUAUUACAAAUGCUGGGGCAAUAUCUACCUCUGUGUUAAGUGACAUUAUUCCUGAGCUUCCACCAGGACUUCAAGAUUACAAGAUAAAUAUUUAUGUGAAAAAAACACCUUUAGUUACCAUUAGUACUUCUAAAGCACUGCUCCAUCUUUACUCCACCAUGGAAGUAGUGGCAUCCAGUCCAGACUCCGAGCCUUCACUCUUGUUUGUAAUUGAUCUACAUAUGAAUUAUAAAAUCCAGUCAUCCGUCAAGGAAAACAGCUUACAUUCGAUGUUCUCUCUUGACAAGACAUUUCUGUCUGUGAAUGCCUCAUCUGUUGGAGAUUUUGAGGUUCAGGACCUGAAUGACUUUAUCAACUCUGUCCUUAAAGAAGUCUACAGUCCUGUAAUAAAUGGUUUGACGCAAACAGCAAUCCCUCUCCCCGACAUUAAAAACAUGCUAGAUAUGGACUUUUCUAAUGCAGAAAUUGAAAUUGAUAAGGACCUACUUCUUCUAUCAAUCAAUAUCUGUAAUGCAUGAAUUACUACAUAUGACCAACAUUUAGAGAACAGAAAUCAUGAAAUGAAGAACAUUUUUUAUAAUCCCAAUCUUCUAUAUUGCAUAUCAGCCUAUGAAAUCCUAAGCAACGUAAUUAUUCUAAAUUACCAAUAAAAAAGUAUGUUCCGUAGACUAAGAAAGCAUUACAUUUUCAUUAUGUUUCAUUUUUCCUGCAAUGUUCACAAAUGCCUUUAUAUCUAAAGCACUUGGUUGACUGUAUGUUUACCAUUAACCUUGUAAAUUACCAAAUGCAAUAAAAAAUUAUCAAUCAA